AUGUCACUUGUCGCGUUGCGACAACAACAGGAACACCCGGUUCGUUGCAUGCAACAGUGUGCAAGCAGGAACAUGCUUCCAUAUUUCUUCAUUAUCGAUCACCUAUCUCAACCUUAUUCAGCCGUAUGCACAUCAAACGGUCACAUCCUACGCUUCGUAUACUUUUCAGACUCCGAUCUCGAGCUUUUAGUGCAGUCAUCACCGUGGAAAAUCUUCAGCCAAGAGUCCAACAGGCCGUUCGUGAACACUGAUUUCAGUGACUUUGAUAGGAUUCGCCAAAUAUCGCCUAGAAGGACACAAACGUUACGGCGAGGCGUCGAUCACUUAGGAGUACUUGUGGGAAAUGAACAACAAAAUGAGGCGGAUAAUGAAGAGGAGAAUAUGUUCCAGCCUAGUUUGGCGGACAUUUUCCGAGACUGGAUGAUUUCGACCAAUGUCCCCUUCAGUACCGUGAAUCGCCUGCUUGUAUCAUUGCAGCAUAAGCUUCCUGAAUUGCCUCAAGACGCGCGGACACUGAUGAGAACACCCCGGUCAUGUCCAACUAGAGAAGUCCCCCCAGAAGAAGACAUCCACUUGGGCAUUGCGAACGGGCUUCGCCGGGUUGUGCCGAUGUACUUGCCACCCCAACCUUAUAUUAUCCAUUUACAUAUGAAUGUAAAUGUGAUGAAGCUGCACAAUAACGGUACAACCGUAAUCUGGCCUAUACUAGCACGUAUUGUGCGGCCCUUCACUAGCCCGGUAUUCCUUGUUGGGCUUUAUGGAGGAGUUCGUAAACCCGAGGACGUUUGUACAUACCUGAAUGACGUAGUGCAGGAACUGGAAGAGCUCCUGCGUCUGGGAGUUGUCGUUAAUGACCUGCAUCAUCAGGUCGUGUUGGAUGCAAUUAUUUGUGACAAACCGGCACGCUCCUUCGUCACACGAGUGAGAGGAUACAAUUCCUACUAUGGUUGUGAUUAUAUGCACGCCGUAUGUCUCGGUGUUGUCCGUAGAUUAGUUUCCAUUUUCGUCAACGUUGAUCGACCCGUACGCAUCGGGCCUGCUGGCUUGAACAUGAUCGCUUGA
This is a messenger RNA of Opisthorchis viverrini, 1062 nucleotides long. RefSeq lists its product as hypothetical. The transcript has 4 exons. The record is from RefSeq and is a predicted model, not a curated record. Bases 1 to 1062 code for a protein of 353 amino acids. Lineage: Eukaryota; Metazoa; Platyhelminthes; Trematoda; Opisthorchiida; Opisthorchiidae.